AUGGCUGACGCGGCGGCGCAGGACACCACCGAGCAGCAGCUGCUCCACCUGAAGCUCGCGUUCCUCGCUGGGGAGCCUCCCGCCUGCGUGCUCGCACUCGCCAGAGAAGCUGGGGGAGGUUCUAUCACACCACAUGUCCAAAAAAUUAUUUUGGAGACUUGCACUGGCUCAAACGUAGAGAGAUGCCAAGACUAUACUUAUACAACAGUUAUUUUUAAAAAGAUUAUAUCUGAGGUUGAAUUAUCUUCAAAUGUUGUGAUUGAUGAACUUUAUGAGGAAUUUGCUCAACGUAUGUUGUAUAAAGCAAAAGAUUCAUUAUUAAACAAGACAGAUCAUAUUUAUAAAGAAAUAUCUUUUCUCUCUUCUACACAUAAUAACAUUUCUUCAAAGCUUGUAAGUGUUGUUGCUCGACUAUCAUGUUCUUCUAAUAUGCUUGAAGGUGAUACAGGGUGUUCUCUUUGGCCAUCAAGUCUAUUCUUGUCUGAAUUUAUUCUUUCAUACCCUAAAAUUUUCUCCACAAAGUGUUGCUUUGAGCUAGGUUCUGGUGUCGGUUUGGUGGGCAUUUGUCUUAAUUCUGUCGGUGCCUCUAAGGUUAUUCUUACUGAUGGUGACCCAUGUACACUCAGAAACAUGAAGGAAAAUAUGGAACUGAAUAACUUAUGCAUUGAGCAGGAAGAUUCUAAAGUGCUAAAAGAAAGCAAUAAUAAGGUAGAGUGCAAAUAUCUUUCUUGGGAAGAAGUGUCUGAAAGCGAUUUACAGGGCUACCAGCCAGACAUAGUGAAGAGUGAGUUCAUAGAGGAAAUCCAAACCUUGGUACAGAGCUCAGACUUACCUAUUUUGCUUGGUGGUGACUUCAAUUUGGUAAGGAAGAUUGAGGAAAAGUCUUCAGGAAAUGUUGAUCUUUAUAUGAUGGAUGCUUUCAAUGAAAUGAUCAAUGUAACUGAGCUCAGAGAAAUACAAAGGACUGACAGUCGAUUUACUUGGUCAAAUAAACAAACUCCACCCAUCAUAGAGUGGGUAAUAGACAAAUGGCCUAUCAGAUACAAGUUUGAUAUUUUGGAUCAUUGGCACAUCUUAUCAGGCAAGCUUAGAAGAGCUAUUAAGGGUUGGGGUCAAAACUUGGAUAGUCAUCAAAGAAGAGCUAAGCAGGAUUUAAUGUCCAGAAUUGACCUGGAUGAAUGGAGUGACAGUAGAGAUUUAUCACUAGCUGAAUGGGAAGAGAGAUAUAUUUUAGACAUGUCCCUUCAACACAUUUUGACUGAUGAGGAAAUUCAAUGGCUGAGAAGAGGUGGUGAGAAGUGGUUACUACAAGGCGAUUCCAUUUCCAAUUAUUUCCAUAAGUGUGCUAAUGGAAGGAAGAGGAAAAUGCAGGUUACUAUGCUGGAAAUUGAUGGUCAAGAGGAGAUAGAUCCAAAUUGUCUGAAAGACCACAUAACUGAUUAUUACAAACAACUUUUUGGCCGAGCUGAAGUGGCACAGAUGCAGUUGGACCCUGAUCUAUGGCCUGUCAACCAGUAA
Messenger RNA from Miscanthus lutarioriparius, 1518 nucleotides. Lineage: Eukaryota; Viridiplantae; Streptophyta; Magnoliopsida; Poales; Poaceae. The record is from the annotation of a GenBank genome assembly.